Arachis stenosperma is the source of this 1459-nucleotide messenger RNA. Its product is annotated as GCN5-related N-acetyltransferase 6, chloroplastic-like. Lineage: Eukaryota; Viridiplantae; Streptophyta; Magnoliopsida; Fabales; Fabaceae. Gene Ontology annotation, molecular function: acyltransferase activity, transferring groups other than amino-acyl groups. The record is from RefSeq and is a predicted model, not a curated record. The transcript is spliced from 9 exons. Bases 203 to 1117 code for a protein of 304 amino acids.
UUCUCCCUCUUCCACAACAUAUUUGCAUGGUGGAACAAUAUAUAAAAAAAAGCGGGGUUAGUUGCUUCACAGCAAGUAUAUCCAAAUUCAAUAACUGAGCGCUGAGGCUACCAAAACAUAAAUAAUUGCCAUAAUUUUCUUCUCAAUUUCCAUUAUUUUUCAUUCAACAAACCGUUGAAUCACCAGUGAACAAAAGGAAAGAAUGCCUCCCAUGGCAACAAUUCCAACACACAGACCUGAGUUGCAUGCUUUGUUCUUCAAUCGGUCCAUUAGCUGUUUCAAAUGCCCAAAAAUUGUUGCCUCAUGGUCCAUGGAACAUACGAAAUCUUCCCCAAUAUUGGAAAACACUAAUGAUAAUAAGACGACGACUAAUUUGAAGAAGAAAGAAGAACUUUGUGUGCAGCAUUUAAGGCCACCGAUUCCAAAAACCGAAAAUUUAGGGUCCAAGAAUCUUCGAUUUGAACGGUUGCAGCCAUCUGAUCAAGAAGUGGCUCAAGGAAAUAGGUUUGAAUUCGGGGAAUUUGUUGCGCGUGAAGCUGUGCUUGAUGAAGAAUAUUGGACAGCGGCAUGGCUGAGAUCAGAAUGUCAAUGGGAGAAUAGAAUGUAUGAAAGAUAUAUUGAUAACUUCAAACGGAAAUUUGCUGAGCAGGAAUUUAUUGCGUUAAGAAGGCGGUGCAAGGUUCUAAAUGGGGAGACCUGCACAUGCAUUAUCACGGUAAGGAAGCAGCACAACAAUUUAAAACAUUCAGUAUUAAAAAGUGUUGUGGGAACCCUUGAUUUGAAUAUCUGCUAUUUGCUGCAAGGCGAGACCUUUCCCGGGGAACACGUAAAGGCUCCACUUUUUGUUAGCAUCGACAGAACGGCACCGAGCAGAUAUGGCUACAUUGCAAACUUAUGUGUCACCAAACCAGCUCGACAACAGGGAAUAGCGAGCAACAUGUUAUAUUUUGCUAUUGAAGCUGCAAAAUAUAAUGGGGUGACUCAAAUAUAUGUUCAUGUUGAUAGAAAUAAUAGGCCUGCACAGAUGUUGUACCAGAAGUUGGGCUUCCAGAUGGUUGAGACGGCAAACACCAAAUUGUCGCUAGAGGAAACAUUCUUGCUACGUUUGCAGACUUAAAUACAAAAGAUUAUUGGUUAUACUUCAAUUGGAUGGUUCUGGAGCUGGUGCGAGUUUCAAAUUUAAAACGCUUCAUGUUCCCGUAAUUAUUGGAUGUAGAUAUGUUUAUGUUGUUCGCAACUCGCAAGUAAUUAGCUCCCCUAUUUAGUGCAUCGCUCUUUUUAUAGAUGCAAGUAUGUAAUAGAUUCUAUUCUUCCCAUAGUUAAAUUUGACGAAAGAAACAACUCAGAUAUAUUAAGAAUGAACAAACUGAAUAUGGAUCCAAUUUAUCUCGCAAUUAUUGGAUUUAUGUUGGUGGGUAUGAUCCCAUCCCCAUUUUUUUGUAUUUCCCUCUGUUAAUGA